AUGAGACACACGAACGAAGCUUUUGAGAAUUACAAAAAAUUGUGCAAAGCAACAAACAAAGGAGGAACUAGAAUGUCUAAAGGAACGAAAGCAAGAACCGAAACGAAAAAAAGAGAAAGGUCCCAAAACUUUACAUUACAGGAAGUUUCUGAUCUUCUGAACAUCGUCGACGAAUACAAACACAUCGUCGAAUGCAAGCAGACUGACUCCGUAACUUGGAAAGAAAAAGACAUUGCUUGUGAAAAAAUUGCUAGCGACUUCAACUCUAUUUAUCCCACAAAAUAUCGCUCUCAAAGAAGACUUAAGAAUAAAUACGAGGGUUUAAAGAAGGCUGUAAAAGCAAAGGGAGCAAAUAAUAGAAAAGAAUCUUUCAGAACUGGUGGUGGUCUAAAGAACGCAGAAGAUGAGGAAAAUUUGCCCCAAUCGGAAAACGGAGAAAUUGAUGAGCCAUUUCAUCAUGUUUUUUAUAGCAAAACUGUAGAUAAUGAAAGUCGUUUAUCUACGCUGCAAGCAACUCAGGAAAGGAAUGUUCUUGAAGAAUCAUUUUCGAUUACCAUUGAAGAGAACAAUCAGGAGAAAAUACACAAAUUUGAAAAUCAGGAAAAAACUGUGCCAGAAGGAACAAGGAAAUGUUGUAAAAGCAGUUCUGUAAUUGACGAAGGGAAUAUGGCUGAGACAAAAAUGGAAGUACAGCAUUAUCAAUUAUUGUCAGUCCAAGAUGAAAUGAAAAAUAAAGAAGAGGAAUCAAGAAUUAAACAACGCAUUCUGGAGGUAGAACUGGAAAUUAAAAAAAAAGAAUUGGAGGUUAUCACAUUAACAGUUAACAAACUUCAAAAUGAAAUAAUGGUUGAAGAGAAUCUCUAA
Molecule: messenger RNA, 864 nt
Organism: Leptopilina heterotoma
Lineage: Eukaryota; Metazoa; Arthropoda; Insecta; Hymenoptera; Figitidae
Product: myb/SANT-like DNA-binding domain-containing protein 3
Exons: 4
Coding region: 1-864 (287 amino acids)
Source: RefSeq, a predicted model, not a curated record